AUGAACAAACAUUUACGUAAGGUUAAAAAAAGGACUUUUCGUUUAAAAAAAAAACCAAUUCUCUCGUAGUGAACUUAUAGUUUCUUCAUCAACGCCUUGAGGAAGACUUAAUUUGUCUUCAAACGAGAUUUUUGGGGUAUAAAAUAAUUUUCAAUUUUUUUGAGUCAUGAAUUCACAAGAAUUAAGUUCAAUUCUGAUUUUUUUGGUAUUUCGGAAAAAGCUUAAUAAAGUUAAGGUAUCUUUUUUUCUGAAACUGGCUCGAGUAAGUUUCAAUAAGGGUUCUUCACGCGGAAAAAAAGAAAAAUGAAAAAAUGAAAUUUUUUCAGAAAUCAAGUUGAUAACAGCUAACUUCCGUAUUUUCAGGCGAUUCCCUUGGUGGAACGAGAUCAUCUACCGCCAUCUGCACACGAAACGAUCGUCGAACAGAUGGUUGCCGGUGGAAUUGCGCCAGAAGAAAAUAUCCAGAGGUACAGGGAAAAUAGUUCAUUCGCAGCUUCCUUAACGAAUUAAAUCGAUCAUUUGUUUUGUUGUUUAAGUCAGAGAUGUAAUCGAACAGGCGACGAAUAAGAACUUUAAAAGUUAUAACGAAAAACUGCCUUGGGCGAACAAGGAGUCCAAACGUGUAUAUGAUCAAGUUGAAAACAUGGUCUUACGGCCUUUCGCCUCGUUUUUCUGCGCGUAGUUCAUUUAGUUACGCCUUGACGAGCUCAGAAUGUAGUGAAUCUUGUGCUGCGAGCCCGGAAACCGUGCUCUAAGUGGAAACCUAGAAAAAAAAAACUGAAAGGUAAGUAGAACAUGUUGGGGAGCUAUUCGGAAGACGUUUGUUCAUUUUCUCCGAAGAUUCAAACGCCUUCCGAGCCUCUAAAAGAAUAAGAUCACUAGUUUUAUCUGAGAAUUAAUUAAGAAGAUAUAAAAAAACCUAUCAAACCAAUAAGGAGGUUUCGUUAGAGCGCGCUUGAAUAUUGAAAAUGGCUCUGAAGUUCAACCUUUCCAGAGCCUUGGAAAACAACGAAUACAGCUCGAUCACGGCGACCUAUUACUUGCUGGCCGAGAGGAUUUUGGCGUCUUGUAGAGAGGAACAGGUGAAACAUAUUGGAUUUUCAAAUUUUUGUCAUAAAUCCAUUAGCCUUGAACACUUGUCGACAUUUCGGUGGCCUUUCAGGUGGCAUCUUUAUAGUUUUUAUCUUUUAAUAAUCCGUUCCAGAAUAGUUUUUGCCUAAAAAAGGACUCAAAGCUUAAGUGAUCACUUGUCGAGUUCGAAGUAGCUUCUCAAGAAUUCCUUGAAUCUUCUUUUGAGAAAAGCCAGUUGAAUGUCACUUUAAUCAUCUUCAUUGUACGGAAGAUUUCUUUUUUAUCCAAAGAUCAAGUUUCAAAGUUUUUUCCUCUUCAGGCUCGACUACUGCUCGCAAAAGAGUUGGCUCCAACUGUUGAUGAUGAGAGGUGCAAAUUUUCUUCGUAUUGAAAAUGGAAAAAUCAUUUUUCAGUGCCGGAGAAGGUUCGAGAAGCUCAAGACCGGCCCAAGUCGGCGGAAAUCGGUGCCGAUCUCGGUCCAACUCCUGGCGAGCUCGUCCUUGCUCCAUCCUCAAGGAGGAAAGCGAGGAGGAGCUUUCGACCUACCUGAGGUCGUCGAGUCGUCAGAGCAGCAGGUAUAAAUGGGCUAGGAUCAGGGGAAUUCGCUUAUUUUAGAAGAGCUUUAGUGAAAAUCGUAGAGAUUAUUCCGUUAAAAGUAAAACGGAAUAUUUUGGAAUAAAUAGGAGACCAUAUAGUUCUGAAAAGUGCUUUUUUCUGUUCAAAUGCAAAGAUUUUGAGUAUAUUUUGGCGUAAGAAAUUGAGCGAAAUUCAAGAUUCCUUUUUCCAUUUGAAGUAGUCGGGCGAGGGGACCUUUAUAAAAAACGUGAAAAAUUGUAGCGAUAUUUAGGCUUUACAAGUAGAUAUUGGGCUCGAAAUAGGAGAAAAAAUGGAACUCCUCAAUUAGUUUUCCCAAUUAAAAAGAGGUUAGAUAUGAUUUUUAAGUAUCGGUAAUUCUAAUUCAGAACGCUCAAAACUUAAAGUAAUAUGAAAAUAUUACAAAAAAGUGACUAGAAAAAAGUUUCAAGCUUCGGCCAGUAAUCACCUUUUCAUAUGUGUACAGUUCUCCUAUCGCUUUUGGAAAUUCUUUUCAGUUCGGUGUUUGUUAAUUGAAUCUUUCCGAGUUUGGCAUGUUUCAUGUGAAAAUUUAUUGGUGUCCAGUCCUCAUUUUUCACCUUUUGCUGGCUUCGAGGAGUUUCAGCUCGUCAGAACUCAAUAUUUUAAUGAAAAUGGGCUCUUAACAGCUUGUAGAUUUAUUUUAUUGCAUAUUUAGAAAAUAAGUACGUUUUUUUUGUAUUUGAUAGUUCUGGCGACUGCGUUUCUCGAAGCUUAGCGAUCUUUUUAAGAAAUACUUGCUUGGGCUUUUGAAGGAGCAUCGGUCAAAUCCACGCAGGUCUCGAGGCGAAAAGCCUUUUUUACUGUUUAUAAGCUUCUCAGAUUUUGAAUAUAAGGUCGUAGCUCAAGCUCAGCCUCUAAUGGCGCGAAAAACCAAUCAGAGAGCGAACCAUACACAGAGCGUUUUCGAGAGACGUCAUUUUUCUUGACAUUAAGCAUUCGAACAGACUAUUAUAAUGCUCCUUCAAACAGCUGAGUCAAGAUUUUGUUAGAGAACUUUCUCCGUCCAGGUACUUCAACCUGAGCAGCGAGCGGCAGUCCUCGUCGCGCAACUUGAGCCGCUGCUGCAGCUCCCACCUGUCCCGCCAGAACUCCGAAGAAUUACCUGGAACGGCUGUGUCCGAAGCGGAGGACUACCAGCCCAGACCCAUCCAUUUCUCCCUCUUCCCCUACGGACCCCAAAGCGCCGCCGUCUCGAGCAGCCGCUUCGAAGACCUGCUCUCGCCCAUCGACGAGUGCCGCUCCACGGAGCAGAUCCGAAACCCCGAGGAACCCUCUUCCCCUAACUCCGAUCGGAAGUCCUGGCUCGGCCAUGCCAAUACCAGCUUCGAUGGGAGCUUCGACCGCAGGUCGGACCUCAGCACGGAAGCCAUCAACGAAGUUGUCGCCAACCAACUGCCCGCCCUUGUCAGAAGAAGCUCCUCCCGGCUCGUCAGAAGGUGGUGCUUUUUAUGGUGUCAAGAAUGAAGUGGCAUGUGGCUUCUCUCUUUGGGAUGUUUGGACGGUUUCACUUAUUUCUGUUUCCUUCGUUUUGGAAGAAUUAAAAAAAAAGAUUUUCUUAAGUAAAGUCAGACUUUUUCAAGUUGAGAAGAUUCUCUGAAGAAGAGUCUUCAAAAAAUAAAAAUUUUAUGUCUUGGAAAACUGAGCGCUUCUUCAUUAGAUUCAAAACGGAAUAAGAAUUUUUUUACCGAGGCUUUUUUUCAGAUAAUACUAAUUAUACUCGAUCUUUGAUGGUUUCAAAUUGCCCGCGGAUAGAAUAAGAAAAAUUUCUAUUCAAAAAUUCUUCAAACUGUUCAGACAUUCCCCAGAGUUGACAUUCCUGCAUGAUGCCUACAGCAUGGAUGUUUUUAUUAUUUUUUUGGUUUGCACGAUUUUUUCGCACCUUAUUUAUUCUAUUUUUCAUAAAAAUGUGAAAACUUUUAACAGGACCGUAUCAAGUUAACCUCAUUUACAAGUACAAGAUGGUUCAAACUAACUAUUUUCGGUAUCAAUUAACAUCAGUCCCCACAUUAAUAAAUCGAAAUAUUGAUAAGAUAUUCAUGAAUGAACUAAGGUGUAUUAACAGCUGGGUUGAGACAAAAAAGGGAAAGUUUUCAUGUUCGGAUAACUUUUUGUGGCACCUUGAAAGUUUGAAUUUUUUUAAAAGUUUUUGAGAAGAAUGAUUUUUUCCACUCAAUUGAUUGAACUCGUUCAUUCGUGAGAAAAUAAUUUUUUUUUUCUGUCUCUAACCAGCUAUAUAUGAAUUAACUGACUUUAUUAACAUGGUCGUGUCUAACUUUUUCUCUUGUAGCUUUCCUCUAUUUUUGCGUUCAGAAACUCGUCGCCGUCGGUGUCGAUGUUCGGCGGCGGCAGUACCCGUGAUCGUGUCAGUCCGCAGGCCGUCCACGAUUUGUUGGAGUUGUCGCGAUUUGGUGCGUUCCAAAGCUUUCAUUGGCGUUUUCUCUAGGAGUUUGCAUGAAGAUAGUCCGUUUUGGCGACUUGAGGGGGCGGGACUUAUCUGCGGCCUUUCCUUCUCUUUUACAUGGUCUCUAAGACUGGCCAUUAGUACUAAUACGUCAUAAUUUUACAAAAGGGGGCUUCACUUUUGGUACUAGAUCACCCUCUGUUUUUUAACGAUCCGCUCUACCAAACCGGGUCGGCGUUUUCGUAGAUACGCUGGACUUUGCACGUAUGCUCUACAAAACUGCAAAAAGACAGCGCAAACCUCGAGAAUUGAGCUAGCUUCCUUUGGAACUUUUCACAGUAGUCUGAUUUUUUAGUUCGAUCGAAAUAUCUUCAUCUCGAUUCAGGCUCGAUGCGAGGCCGAGCGGCUAGCCCUGAAAGCGUCCGAAGCAGCAGAUCACCUUCGCCACCGGCUUCCAGUGGAAGAGCCUCGCCAGGUCCUUCAUUUAAUCUUAGCUUUAUCGGACCUCGGUAACGCAAAACGGACGCGAUCCGAACGUUUCUGAGCGUUUCUAGUGCCUACUUUAUUGGCGAAUGAAUCCUUAAGUGAACCAUUAAGUGAUCUCUCACUUUACCUUAGUAGGAAAAAAAAACAACGUUAAAGUUCUCAAGACUUUUUCCUAGCUUUCAUGAUACCAGCUACUUUCUAUGUUUCAAUUCACAAUAGAGAAACAUCAAAAUGACAUAGUUUUCGAAUGUUUUCAUUUUCAGCUUUGCCAUCGCUCUCACGGCUCAAAGUAUCUUCGCUUUCUUCGAAUGUUGGCGGCAGUGGAAUGCGGAAACUGUCCUCGUCGCCGCAUCUCUUGGGAAUUUGUGAAGAGGUUUUUCACAUCAUUUAUUUGAUAUUUCAUUCGUUUUACUACUUCCAGAGUGAAGAGAACGGCGAAACGUCGAGCGGAACGAUUUGUGGGGCCCACUUGAACGCUAGGAUCGACGGAACGGCCAGGACCAAUAGGUUUCCAAUGAGAAUAAACGGAUACAAGUCAAAAUGAUUGAUUAGUUUUUGAUUUUCUGAACCUUGUUCGAAAAUCAAAUAAUAGGAACUGUAAUUUUGGUGAAAUCAUUGAGAAAUAAUUUUUUUUGUUGUUAUUUUCAAGUUUUGAAACGACUCGAUUAAACAAAAAUGGGAUUUUGUGUGUCAGGAAAGAAAAGUUGCAAAAAGUAUCAAAAAUGGGCAGACCAUUUUUUGAGGACGCCAAUACUUUCUCCAGCUUUUCGAAAAAAAAACGUUAUUGCUAAUUUUUUCUGUUUUUUUGGUGAAUAUUUGUAAACCAAGUCCUCUUCUUGGACUUGUUGAGUUCUGUGCUUGCUUAAGUAUGAUGAGAAAGAAGAAAAACAAAAAUUUUCAUUUCACUGUUCAGUUAUAAAUCGAAAAAAAGCAGAUCGGCCUCGACUGGCCUCGUCCACGUUCCCUCCCGUCAUGGCACGGUCCAUGCGACCAAGAGCUCCGGAGGCAGUUUGCUGACGUCGUCUUUCUCGACGAAAAGCCCGAUUCCGCCGCCUCUGCCGGCUGUUUCUGUGAUGAGCAGCCCCGCCGGAAGCUCCGUUUCUCAUCUCAGCACUGCCCCGACCACUUACAGGUGUCUUUUCGCCUUCCUAUGUUAUGUUCUCUUUUCAAAAGUGAGAUCGCGACAUUCUUUUCUUUUUUUCAAACGCCAGUUCCGCGAAUCUCGCAAAAUCAUUUUUGAAAAAAAUUUCGAAGUUUCCAAUUUUGAAAAUUUGAAUUGAGUGCGUGAAAGUCGUUGUUCCGUUGUAGGACCCGACCCUUCCCAUUGAUUCAUUGAAGCAAAGGUUUUCAGUGCCGUGCGGAUGAUCAGACCAAGACAGGCGGUGGUGUCUCCGGACGUUUGCCGAAGAUAUGAACAACACACGCGAUUCAUGACGAGGACUCGGCGGAGCACGAGGUAUAGUUCUGAACUGGAAACUGGGAGAAGAGGGGAGAAUUGACGAAAGUUUGGAUGAUAAUCAGCAAGUUUGUGCAACAUGAAAAGCGAUUGAGCACCGUACAGAUCUAAACGAGAACUGAUGGGAUUUCUGAAGGAUAAUUCACUGGAUGCAGGUUUUUAUGAAGUUCCGUGUCAGAACGCUCUUCAUAGGCUUUCGAAACCCCAAAAAAAUGGAACUUUUUACGAAAGGUUAAUAUUUUUUUUAAAAGAGCAGUAUAUAUAUAUAUAUAAAAAUAAUUUUACGGGGUUUUUUUCUUUCGAAAUUUGGUAUAGGAAGUUGAAUUUUUCGGAUUCAGCGGAGAGUUUUGCAGAAGACAAAGGUUUGAAGAUUCGAAAAAAACUUGAAAAAAAUAAAAAAAUUUUCGAGUUUUCAAUAAUAAUUUUUUUGGCCUAGUCAUCUUCGACUUCAAAAAUAGGUAUAACUCCGUUCGCUCCAUGAGAUUUUGCAAUGAAAGUUUUUUUGAACUCAGUUUGAAAUUCUGAGCAAGAAACUGCUUUUACAAACUUUGAAAAAAAGACAAAAGACUAUUUUCAAGUUUUCAAAAAAGAAUUUUAGGACCAAACCAACCAGUGUUCUGAAAAAUGAUCUGAAUCUGUUGGUUUUUCGAAUUUUCGAGUGAAGUUUUCAUUUUUGAUGGCUAUUUUUAUUAUAGGAAAGCUCGGAAUUAGAAAAUGCCAAAAAACGGAAAUAUUUGAAAAAUAGUAUUUCGAACUUUCUUCCAAGAAAAAUACCAGAACAGUCCAUUUUUUUGAUACGAGAAAAAAAUUUUUUUCACUUCAAUAAUUUUUCUGUUUUUUUGUGAAACAAUAAUAUUUUUUUGUCUCUACAAUGAGCCUAUUAUUUUUGAUUGGAACAUCUUGUGGCGGUUUUUUUUUCUCAAUUAAAGUUUCAGCUGUUCUUCUUCCGAAGCCUCUGACGACGAGGAAAGCCGCCGAUUGACAAUGAUCGCCUCGAAGUACUGCGGGAGAGGAAAUGAGGACGGGAAAAAGGACGAUGAUAAUGAUUCCAACGGUAGGUAUUCAUAGAAUAUUGUAUCAGAAGCCUUAGAAAAAUACUUUUUCUGUUUUUUGCAGCCGCUUUUUUAUUGAAAUUCUCAUCGUGUAAAGUUUCCUACCGUAAUAAUCCUCGUUCAGGAGGUGUCGGAGGUCAGGAAAAGAGAGAAACUUCACGAGUUCCAGUUAUUGGUGGCACUUCUACCGCUUCCAAUACUCAGGAAGGUUCCGGAACGGGCAAAGAAGAAAAAAGGUAGAUCGAUAAGACACUCAAGCAACGUUUGUAAUAUUUUCCGAUUCUCGUAAAGUAAUAUUUUCUCUUUUUCCGAUCAUAAAUUGGAUAGUUUCGAACGUUUCUCAAUCAAGUUCAAUCAAGAAGUUCUCAAUCAAAAAUUAGUUUUUUUGGAAACUUUGAGAAAUUGAAGCUCUUGGUUUGUUAAUUGGGUUUCGUAAAAAGAAAUAAAAUGAAUUUCCGUGAAAAUAUUGAAUUAUAAAGAGGCUGCUUCUAUCAUGAAGUGGAUGUUUUUCUUCAUUUUUAAAAAUAGUUUAAAAAAAAGAGGUUUUUUCUAUCAGAAUUCAUGCCGUGUUUAAGGUAGUUUCCCCGGAAUGCAAAAUUGUUUCUGACUCUCCAAAAUUUAGUUAUCUUUUUCUUCCUCUGACUUUUUUCCAGCAAUUUUUUCUUUUCCAGAUCCGAUAUGAACGAUUGCUCAGUGACCUAUCCCCUGAAACCGAUCCCCGAGAUGACCCAACUCGAUCUGACGAAUGAGAAAACUGGAAGAAGAGCCCGGCUGCUGCAUCGGUUAGUUCGACAAAACUUGAACAUUGAAAGAAAAAGCGCAAAAUAGGCAAAAAAAUCGUAUUUUGUUUUUGAACCUUAGAAAAGACUGAAAAUGCUGACCUGUCAACCUUCUAAAGCCGUACAUUUUGAGACUCGAAACGGUUGCGCGAUUUAUUCAUUCAUUUGAGUAGCUUUUUCAAUUUAUCUCGCGUUUAACCAUUUUUUUGAAUUUUUUGUAUAAUCUUAUAUUUGAACGAAGUUCAAAUUUGAACCAGUUAUGAUUUUUUUAAUCCAACCGGAAUGUUAUAUAUCUCAGGUCGCACACGGCCGAGAGAAUUCUAAGAGACUGGACGGGAGUUUUUUACGCGGAGUACAGUUUUUCCAGUGAAAAUUCCAACUGGUUUGGAACCCCGCCAAGAGAUUGCAGGUUUUUCCCGGAAGGAUUGAGAGAUAAUUCGAAUUCGCAACUUUUAGACUGGAUGAUGUGAAGUUGGUCAAGUCGCAGAACGAACAGUGGAUUCGGCAUCUGAAGAGAACCUGUUCGGAGCCGGAGUUGAGGAAUAUUUGGGUGAGUUUUGAGGGGAAAAAAAAAUGAUUUACUUACACAAGCAAAGGAUUUUUGGAAAAAAGGCCCUAAAAAAAGAACCUUUUAAUGAGCUAAAAAAAAGUGAGCGGGAAAAAAAAUAUGAUGAAAAAGGAUUCGAAAAGCUUUUGACACCUUUUUAGGAACUCAAAAAGGAGCUUGAGGCUCUUCUUUGUAAGGCAUUUUCGAGGUCGUUUGGAUUUUGCCUGUAUAGAGUGGGAAGCCGCGAAAUUACGUGAGGCGGCUUUUUUUUAUAGAUAAAAUGGCUCAAAGUUCGAAGGCAACAGUUUUUUUCAAUGAAAAUAUAUGCCUUGAAUUUAAAAAGAAAAAAAGCAAAAAAAUGCAAGAAAUCGAAAAAAACCUCUGAAUAAUUUUUUUCAGAUUUCUUGUGAAAAUGUGGACGAAAAAGAAGGAUUCCAUGGUUUUCGAGGCUGAAAACAAGUUUUCCGAGCCGUCGGAUGAAGAUUCGGGAUGUUCGUCGGAAGAUCGCGACUUGGUAACAGAUUUCGAGAUUUUAUUUUUUCGAAACUUCAUUUCCAGUUGGACGAUCGCCAAACCAACAUUUACGACGAAGAGGACGAUUUCCUGGCCCCUGGCUAUUCGUUGCCGAUCGAAAAAGUCAAUAGAUGGCUCAAAAAUGCGCAUUUUUGUGUGGCUUAG
Molecule: messenger RNA, 9085 nt
Organism: Caenorhabditis auriculariae
Lineage: Eukaryota; Metazoa; Nematoda; Chromadorea; Rhabditida; Rhabditidae
Source: the annotation of a GenBank genome assembly